AUGACUCUUGACGCGGGUCCAUUUGAGGGAUUGUUGACCAAGCUAGAUGCUACUAUUUAUGUCGGAGGCCUGGACGAGAAAGUUACGGAGAAUGUACUGUGGGAGCUGAUGGUUCAGGCUGGUCCUGUUACGAGUGUAAAUAUGCCAAAGGAUCGUGUGACAGCGAAUCAUCAAGGGUUUGUACUAGUUUCUUCUCUGGUCACCGUUUGA
Cooperia oncophora is the source of this 210-nucleotide messenger RNA. Lineage: Eukaryota; Metazoa; Nematoda; Chromadorea; Rhabditida; Trichostrongylidae. The record is from the annotation of a GenBank genome assembly.